GGCCGAAAAUCGUCUGCAAAUAUAUGAUUUUAAAAUGUUUAGUGCAAAUCCUUAUAACAUACCACGUUGCAGCAUACGACAAUCGUGUUAUAACCACUUUGAAAUAUUCCAGACACUAUAUGAAACCUGUGGUCGUGAACGGAGAACCUGCAAGUCUGGGUCAAGUCCCUUACAUGGUUUCUAUAAAGCAAAAAGGCCAAAGGUUGAAUAUAAACGAUGCUAUAUGGAACAGCCUUUGCGGUGGCACGAUAUUAGCUCCGACGAAAGUCCUUACUGCCGCUCAUUGCUUUGAAAGCAAGAACUAUAAUUUAGAGAGCAACAGAGAGAAAUUAAGAACAGUUGCAGGAGUAUUAAAAGCUGAUCUGAAUCACGAUACGAUAACAGAUAGUGAUGGGAUAACUCAGUGGCGACAUAUCGAUAGUAUAGUUUCGCACAGAGAUUAUCACUUCCCAAUUUACGAUAUAGCUCUUGUGUUCGUUAAUGCGAGAUUUCAGUAUAACGAUAAUGUGGCUCCAAUAUCAUACGCUCAUUCUAAUACAGAUUAUAUGUCGUGGUGUACGGCCAGUGGGUUUGGGGAAACGGUCCAUUGGAAGGGAAACAGUAUGUCACCACAGCUCCUAAUAGCAAAAAUAUUUGUAUUAUCGAGACGUGAAUGUUCAACUAUUUGGGAAAUGAAUAUGGAUCAAUUUCUGUGUACGAGAUCGGCUUAUUCUGACGUCGCUAGAGGUGACUCGGGGGGACCUUUGGUAUGUAAAGGAACUUUAGAAAAAUGGAGGGAAUCCCCGAGAGGGAUAUUGGUCGGAGUUGUAGCCGGGAAGAAUUUUGAUAAGACUACGUUGUUCACUCGAGUUUCAACGUACAAAGACUGGAUUGAAAGGAACAGAGGUUUUGGUGUAAGGAGUAAUGUUUUGUCUGUCGUAAUUACAAUUUUCUUGGUUUAA
Messenger RNA from Amyelois transitella, 941 nucleotides. Its product is annotated as trypsin delta-like. Gene Ontology annotation, molecular function: serine-type endopeptidase activity. The transcript has a single exon. The record is from RefSeq and is a predicted model, not a curated record. NCBI's taxonomy places the organism in Eukaryota, Metazoa, Arthropoda, Insecta, Lepidoptera, Pyralidae. The coding region runs from base 24 to 941 and encodes 305 amino acids. Gene Ontology annotation, biological process: proteolysis.